UUUCAGCCGUCUGCGGGGUUGAGCGCCGCCUAGCGCACUGUUGAGAAUGAGAUAUGGCGCACCCCACUACGCGCCUGCGACACUACAGGACAAUGACGGCCAUCUGCUUUGUCUGCAACCUGCCGAUCCUGAGCCACCAGGUGGGGCUGGUGUGGAUGGGCGGCAACGGCUGGGACGACAUGGUACGAGAGCAGGUGGAGGAGUCCACUCUUCGCAGCCGUCUGGGGGCUGGGCGCAGAGACUCCUCGGCACAGAUCACCAGUAUCUCCCCGCCCACAGAGACCCAAGAGACGUCACCUCCCGUGUCCGCCCGUCGUCGUCGCAGCUCGCUGGCCCAGCUGACCGACAUCUUGCGCGAGUGGGGUGGGUCUACCACCAAAACGCGCGGUAGCAAGCCGUUGGUGCGGCGCGAGACUCUGGCCGACCUGGCGCGCUCGCUGCCAUGGGCCAAGCCCUCGGAGUCCGGCUCGUCUUACCGCAAACGCCGCGAAUCUUCGGCGGACUCCGGAGUGAAAUCGGCCUCCACCAAGUCGCGACGCGAAUCCGGGAGCACGAUCGCGGCCGAUAUCGCCAGGAUAUGGCGCAGCAGGGAACACAACACCGUCAUAGUGGCUUCCACCGAGCGCAGACGGAGUUCCGUGGAAUCGCAUCGUAGCGGCAGACGUGAUUCUAACGCGCUACAGGGAGGCUCGAGACGGGGGUCUGGAGAGUCGGCGAAAAGUGGGAGAAGAGAUUCGAACGCAGGGGUGGUUCCUUCUCCACCAAAACUGCCUCAUCAACACAGUCACAGACAUCACCAGAGAAGAAAGUCGAGACCGACUGUUGAACCGCCACCUACAAAAUACUAUAGAGACGAUCAGAGACCUUCGACCUCUUCGACCGCUUCGGACAGCGCUCCCGUAGUCCUCAACCUGACCACAACCACCACAGAGUCAGGGUGUGGCUCCGGCAUGGUUCUACCUCCACCGACCAUAUCCCUCACCAGUUCUGUGACUCCUCCGCCCACUUCACCGGCAGGUCCGACUACCCCAGUGUCGGGAGUGGCUCCUUCGUCACCUACUGCAGUAGUCAACCAUGCUGUGUCUCCAGGAGCAGUGCCUCCCCCUAUGCUGCCCAACUCUAACUCUGUGGCCACUCCUACAACUACGGCUACCACAACUCCUACACAUCCUCUUAUCAACACCAGGCGUGACUCUACUACACAGGUGAACCGAACUGUUUACCUAAAGGGUCGGAGAGAUUCAAGAGCUGGCCACGACCGCUCGCCAGAGCGUCGGCCUACCAACAAGGAACCUUCCCCAAACAAGUUCCGCUUGCCGAGGCAGUCUACUGCAAUCGAUGAGAGUUGUCUGCCACCAGGGGUGUGGGGGCGCCGGGGGUCCCAGCCUACACUCUCUCCUGAUCCAGAGGACAGCUCAGGCCGCAAGGCCAGAAGAGACUCUCUAUCUCCCGACUCGGCCAGUUACUCUCGCGGUCGUCGGGACUCCCGGUCUCACCUGUCUCCUGAGAGGUCAGGAGAACGAGACGUGUCUCCCGUGGGCCGCAACCGCCGCGGACGUCUUCGGCGUCAAUCGACCUCCAUCGCCGGUAACCGGAGGGGCUCACACUCUCCCCGCUCUCCGGACUCUUCAUCCACGUGUUCCUCUAGAGACCCUUCACCGUGCAACAAACCCGUCGUCUCCACCGCCCCCACGCACGAACGCCCGGCUAUACGAAGACAAUCCACGACGGAGGAGAUCCUGAUCGCGCGGGGUUUCCGACGUCAAUCCACCACCGAAGAGAUGAUCCGCUGCCGCAACUUCAGGAGGCAGAGUUCCCAGUCCGAUGACUGUUGUCGGUACCGCGGUCGCCGUGACUCCAGCGCGCAGAUCACUGACGGCACUCUGGCCACCAUGACGGUCGAGACUACCAGCACCUUCUUCGACUCCAGCACACAAACAGGUCAGAAUACUUCAUAG
Messenger RNA from Homalodisca vitripennis (glassy-winged sharpshooter), 1958 nucleotides. Its product is annotated as serine/arginine repetitive matrix protein 1-like. The transcript is spliced from 4 exons. The record is from RefSeq and is a predicted model, not a curated record. NCBI's taxonomy places the organism in Eukaryota, Metazoa, Arthropoda, Insecta, Hemiptera, Cicadellidae. The coding region runs from base 54 to 1958 and encodes 634 amino acids.